CACACUGCAAAAAUAUAAACAUUGUUCUUAAAAAACAAAAAACAAUACGAAAUGUCAAAACCGUAUGGCCUAAUAAUCCCGGGGCAGCAAAAGAAGGAGGCUGCCAGGCCGGCAAAGCCGCCCAUCAAACCGUCCAUAUUCGAUGAGAGCAGCGAGUCGGACGACAGUGCCAAUAAUGCCCCACAAAUACGCCCGAAAGCUAGCGUAACCGGAGGGCCCAGUGUAAUGGAGCGUCGGGUGGCACGCCGCAUGCAGGAAAAGGCCCUGGCCGAGGAUCCCACCAUAUUCCAGUACGACGAGCUCUAUGACGAAAUGGAGAACAAACGAGACGAGGCCAAGCUGACCAAAAGUAAGGAGCCCCGCAAGGCCAAGUACAUCAACCGUCUCAUGGAGCACGCCGAGCGGCGGAAGCUAGAGAAGGAGCUGCGUGUCGAGCGGCAAGUACAGAAGGACCGCGAGGCUGAGGGCGAAAUGUACAAAGACAAGGACACCUAUGUGACAGCAGCGUAUCGCAAAAGGCUUGAGUACGUGCGUGAGCUCCAAGAAAAAGAACAGCGGGCCGACUACCUCGAGGCCAUUGGAGAUGUGACCAAGCAAAAGGACCUCGACGGCUUCUACAGACAUCUGUACGAGCAAAAACUGGGCACCGCAGAUACGAUGGUCAAGCCCAAGACGGCACCAUCCACGGAGGAAGUGGCCUACAAGCCCAUCAAAGCGGAUGUGCCAAAGCACCGCAGCUACAGAAAACGCCGUGCCUCUGAGGAUGAAGAGCAGCAGCAGCCUCCAGCAGCGUCUCCUGCCAAGCCGACCUCAGUUCCAGAUCCAACUGAAGACAAGCCAGGUAGUGCAACCAACUCCCAGGCGCACUUGAACAACAACAUAGAUGCGGACUCUGACUUCAGCAUUGAUGAUUCCACCGAAGAUGAGGUGGAGGAUGAGAAGGAAAAGAAUAUGAAGCUGGCACAGGCCAAGAAGCAAAAGCAGACUAAGAAGCUGGACCAGGACCAGGACCAGGAUCGGGACCGGGACCAGGAUCAGGGAAAUAAGUCGGAGCAGUCCAAGAGUCCAGACCAUGCCAAGAAGAAGGAGAAGCAGAAAAAGAAGAUGGAGCCAGCAGAAAACCCCGAUACCAGUAAGGAAGCUACUGCAGAUCCCAAAUACAAAUCAAAGGAUGACGAUGGGCAGGAUACUGAUUUGAAGAACCUGCCCAUCCCCACCGUAACCAAGCCGACCGUCGACCGUACUCUCAUCUGGCGCAAGCGGACCGUUGGCGAGGUCUUCGAGGCGGCCUUGGCCCGCUAUCAGGUGCGCAAGAAGUCCCGCCAGGGCUGAGAUCCAAUUAUACAAGUUUUGGCACCGCAUUAAAAUGGAAAAGAGCCGAAACACGAGAACAAAAAAUGAUUUGUCCAUUGUUUGCUUAUUAUGUUAAUUUCAAUUUGUCCCCCGUGUCAUAGAUUAUUUAUGCAUGUGCAUGGCCGGGCCGCCAUUCCCGCUCCGGGCCGGUCCGCAAAGGCAUCUUCUGCGGCGAAACCCCCUGGUGCAAAUAUUUUGCAUAAGUUGCAAUUUUCCUUUUUUCCCCUCUUCAUUCGCUUUACAAAAAUAGCAAGACAAGAAAAGAGUGCCUGCUUCGUGGGUCGAGACUGUAGAUACCCUUGCAGGAUUUUCUAUUAUUGUUAAAAGCGGCUUUCCGUACAAAUGCUUGUCAUACGAUCAGUAGUUCCAAUGGCAUCUAUAUAAAUUGCAAGAUCUGAUUUCCUAGACUCAUACAGAGAAACAAUA
Messenger RNA from Drosophila persimilis, 1779 nucleotides. Its product is annotated as nuclear speckle splicing regulatory protein 1. NCBI's taxonomy places the organism in Eukaryota, Metazoa, Arthropoda, Insecta, Diptera, Drosophilidae. The record is from RefSeq and is a predicted model, not a curated record. The transcript is spliced from 2 exons. Bases 52 to 1332 code for a protein of 426 amino acids. Gene Ontology annotation, biological process: regulation of alternative mRNA splicing, via spliceosome.